CCUGAACUCAAGCGAUCCUGUCUCAGCCUCCCAGAGCGGUAGCAUUAUAGGCGUGAGCCACCGCACGCCCGGCCGAAAUUGGGCUAUUAAUAGGAUCUCCCUCAGUUGUGGCCAUGCUUGAAUGAGCACUGGGACCAGGGCCUGGAACAGAAUACGGCUCACAUGCUAACUAUCUUCAUCAUUUGCUGAGAAGCUACUUAGGGGGUGUAAUUAGCAUAAUUAAUGCUCUUAAUCCUCCCCACGCCCCACGAGAUGCAGGGGCAAGUGAAUGACCCAAGGCCACACAGUCUGAGGCAGCAGAGCCAGGCCCGGUGGCACCUGAGUUAAACAGACCAAGGACUGGCAGACUCUUAGCUCAACAGCCCCACCCCCAGCCUUUGCAUUUGCCACCUGAAAGCAGGUGGACUCCCAGGAAGGCUGCCUUAAUACACUUAGUCCUACAUCAGCGGCCCUGCGAGCCUUUUCUGCUCUCAUCCCCUGUCACCCCCUGUCACUCUCCCUGUCAUCCACUGCAGUCCAGCCACCUGUGCUCUCUCUAAUCCUACACAAGCCAAGCUCCAUACCACCUCUGGGCCUUUGCACCUGCUCCUCCCUGCCUACAGCGUGCUUUCUGUGAGUCUUUCCAGAGCUGCCUCUGUCUUUUCCCUCUGCCUGGGGCAAAAAUGUCACCUCCCUGAGCCCCUUGUAAGCUGAAAAAGCUAGUUCAUUCUCUCACUUUCAGGUCACCUAGUUUUCACUCCCUGGCAAGCAAACCAGAACCAUCUGGUAUUUUCCAUGCUCAUGUAUUUGUUUCAGAUCUGUCUGUCUUACUAGGCUGUGAGCUCCUCGAAAAGUAGCAACCCCAUUCCUCUUUGUUUCCCUGUAUUUCCAGCGACUAGGAUGUUGCCUGGCACAACAACGGCCUCGGGGGUAUUUGUUGACUAAAACAAGACAUUUAAUGGAGCACCUAUGACCCUAUGAGCCCCUUUGCCAAUACUUCCUUCACCUCUUCCAGCAGGGACACUGCUUCAGGCCAUGCACAAGCCAGAGGGAGCCACUCCCACACAAUGUGAAUCGCUGGGGAGGGGCCAAGGUUGCCACAGUGCACAACCUGAAUUCACUACGGAGAUGGCUCUGUUGCCAUCUUUCCCUUUCCACUCAUUCAUUAUUCAAUCAAUAAGCAUUUAUCAAGCACCCCCUACUAUAUGCCAUGUAGGGGGUGUAGACACAGUAGGAGAUCAGACAAACAUGUCCCCGCCCGUGUAGCAAAAUAACAAACUUGCAAAAACAGAUGGAGUGUAUAGAGAUGUCAAAAAUAAACAUAGUUACAAGUUACAAAUUCAUUUCUCUUUCUCAACGAUAUGUGCUCUCACCCUCCGUCUUCGGCCUGUCCUCUCUCUGUCACACACACCCCCCUCUUCCCUCUGCAGUCACUGGCAGACACCCCUCAUUCCCUCCUGUCUCCCUCCUACCUACCCAGUGUGCUGGAGCUGGUUUGUACAGGCCUGUGAAAGCUGAGGUUGAAUAGCUAGGAAUUUUCCCAGCUGGAUAUUAAACUGCCUGUAGCUUCAAAUCAGACACGUUGGGAAUAUUUACACCACAGAAAUAGGCCAGCACGACAAGGCAGGGUUUGCUGAUGUUUUUCUGAAGAGCUGGCUUUCCAGCCCCCACGGGCCCCACCUGUUUCCAGCAAAGAAACGUUGCUCUGUCGGGACACAUCUUCAUUCCUCAGCCCACAUCUGUCUCCACUCCCACCUCUCCCCAGGCCACACCUUAAUCUUUCCUGGGGGACAAGGAAGUGGGGGCUCAGGGCCCAUGCUGUGCCGAGAGGGGACAGGACAGAAGAGGAAGCCUGAACCAAAGUCACGAAAGGGGAAAUGGAAAGGAAAGCCACAUAGGAAGGAAAGAGAACCAAGAGGGAGGAGUAGCCAGGCAGUGCAGGCUGGGGCAGGAAGACUGUGGGGACUGGCCAGUGCCCCCGGCACAGUGUCCUCACAGGCAGUUGGGCCACUUCCCCACCUGAAGCCAGAAGUGGCCGUGGGGCCAGGAGGGGUGAGGAAACUGCCUUCCCAAAUGCUGUGACACUGGGUGGGGGUGGGGACUUCAAAGCUGGCACAUGGGAAAGGGGGCCAGGCAUCCAGACCAGGGGGCCCUGGAGUCAGGCUGCCUCAGUUUCCAAUUGUGCGGGGAGCUGGGGCCUGGACCCCCGGGUCUGAGGGAGGAGGGGCCCUGGUACCAGGCCCUUCAAGCAUUUGAGACUGAGGGUUCGGCCCAGGCCUCGGUUUAGCAAGGCCUUGCCCUCCCCACCCCUUUCCUGGCUGCUGGGUCAGGGGACGUAUAAAGGGCUUGUUUCCUGGUUGGAAGAGCAGUAGGGAACUUUCUGCUGCACACCGGUCAUGAGCUCUGCCCUCCUGCUGGCCCUCCUGGGGGUCACCCUCACGCUGCCCGGAGUGCAGGCCCUGCUCUGCCAGCUGCUGAGACAUAAUUCCGUGUUCAACGUAUCGGCCCUGCCCGUCCAAUGGACAGCUGAACAGGAACAAUGUGGCAGCGGCGAGGGCUGCCAAGACACGCUGAUGAUCAUUGAGAACGGACCACAGGCGAUGGUGGUGAUCAGCAAGGGCUGCACUAAGGGGGAGGACCACGAGGCCCGCGUCACCCUGCACAGGACAGGCCCCGGCCUCUCCGUGGUCUCCUACACCCACGUGUGCCGCGAGGCGGACCUCUGCAACGACCUCUCCAACAGCGCUCCGGUCUGGGCCCCGCCCCUCCAGACAGGUGCCACAGGAGGAGGGCCCAGAGGAGCAGGCAGGGAGGGGCCGCAGAGGGCGUGGCCCACUCGCUGCAGCCCUCCCUGCCGGCGCCCUGAACCCCUGGCCCCCUGCUUCCCCAUCUCUUCUGCACUCACUCCCCAUCCCUGCCACCGCCCUGUGCCCUGCCCGCCCAGGGCUCCCUGCCCAGCCGCUGCUAACGGUCCCGGGGCAGCAGCCUGGAUUGAUGUCUCACGUGAAACCACCAGCCGCACACUCUGGCCACCGUGCUCGCCUGCUCAUCGCGUGCGUUGUCCUUUCUUCUGUACUGUCGGGAGGGGCAGCCUUCCAAAAAGGCCCCAGGAGGAGGGCCCUGUGGUGUUCAAGCAGAAACGGAAUUGGUCCGCUCUGCGACGCUGGGCAGGAGUGUCAGGAGACGCUGCUGCUAUAGACGCAGGAGACAAUUCAGCCCUGCUGUGGAGCAAGGGCUGCAGCAGGGCUGGGCUCAGGACUCCCAGGCACCUCCAUACAUGCGGGCCCACCGGGGUGCUCAUGGCCUCCUAUACGCGGUUCUGCUCCUCCAACUUUUGCAACGGAGCCAACAGCAGCAGCGUCCUGCUGAAGUCCCUCCCUCGUCCAGCUGCCCUGCCCCGGAGGCCUGCAGUGCCGAGCUGUGUGAACAUCUUCGGAUCCUGCUCUCAGAACUCGCCCCGCAUUACGUGUCCUAACAGCACUGCCCACUGUUAUGAUGGCCGCAUUUCCGUCAAGGGAGGUGGAGUGACCACCACAGUGGGCAUCCAGGGCUGCGUGGCACAAUCUUCUACCUCCUUGCUGAGCCACACCAGGAAUAUUGGGGUCUUCUCCGUGCAUGAGAACAAAAAAGAUAAUGAUAAUUAUAAUAGAAAUCCUCUUCUCCAGAGUGGUGCUGCCCUCACCGCCUCCCUUGCUCAGGUGUUGGGGCUGGGGCCAGCCCUAGCCCUCUGGUAUGGGGGUCUUUGUGUUUCCCACUAACUCCAUUUCCCUCAUGAGUCUUAACCCCUGCUGACCACCCAAACCCCACCCUCCCUCUGACCCCACAAUCUAGUGGCCUUGGACAACAAAUUGUUUUUCCAUCCUUUCUAUGGAUUACCAUCCCCCCCGCACCCAAACACAGGUUAUCACCUGAUGAUAACAGAGGGAGGGCCUGGGAGCAGCUGAACUUGCCCUACAGAGAGGGGACAUUCAAGGAGCGGCCACAUGUACCUGAUAAUAAUAAAGACCUGUCCUUUCUCCAGU
This is a messenger RNA of Microcebus murinus (gray mouse lemur), 4001 nucleotides long. Lineage: Eukaryota; Metazoa; Chordata; Mammalia; Primates; Cheirogaleidae. The record is from RefSeq and is a predicted model, not a curated record.